AUGCAUGGGUACCUGAAGGUUUCCCAAGCCAAGAUGGCCCCUGGGGGUAUGCCAGUGGCUGUUAGCCACCAGGACACAGAGGAUGAGGGAUUGCCCCAACCAGAGCAAGAACCCCGAGUCCUUUUCCAGGAACCCCUUGAGCACAAAGCUCAAAAUCAUUUCCAGGAACCCCCUGCGCAAGAAACCCAAGAACGAUUCCAAGAACCCCCUGCGCAAGGAGUACCCAUUUCAGAAUCAUACCAAAAGCCACAGCAGGAGGACCUUUUCUUGGACGCCUUCCACACGGAUGACUGGGUGGACCCUGGGGACCAAAUGGGCGGGUCCAGUGCUCCUCAAGCCCCGCCUCGUCCUGAAAACCUGCCUCCGGGGGAAUUCGAAUCCUACGACUUCGUGGCGGAUUACUUGGAAGAACCGCGUACCCAAAUCACGGACGGUUUGAACUACGAACUCGAAAACAAUCAAUACGGACACCAUGGCUAUGAGCCAUCCGAAGAAGACGAAAAUUACGAUAUCGAGACUGCGUUUUCCCCUGGGUCAGCCCGAACUAUUAUACACGGGGAUGAAUCAUGUUCGAAAACCAGGAUGGACGAUCUCUUCGGAAAGUUUUAUGAGGAUUACCCCUGGUAUGUGCUUGAAAGAGCCACCGAGUAUUUCUCGGAGUGGGAAGAUCAUCCGGACCUCAAUGAGUAUGUUUACAACAUUGAGAAGUCGGUCAACUCUUUCAGACUGGGCCUGAGAGAAGCUUUGCAUCCCCCAGCAAACCCUCAAGAAAUUGCCUUCCUUAAAGGAAUCGCGGAUGCAUUUGCUGCUUUCAGAGCAUGGGUCUUAUGGGUGCUUCAACAGUCAACUGAUGCUAAGGCAACAAUGUGCAGUGCUUCAGCAUGCGAUCAGUCAGCUGGUCAUGGGUGCAUCCUAGUGGAAGAAUGCUCCAGGAAGAUGAAAAGUUGCUUGUACAGCCCGAUGUGCACAAACUUUCUUGUGCACAGUGGAGAAGUUCUGCCGAGAGUUCAAAAGGAUCAUCAUGACCUGGAAACGCAUGAUGAGAAUCAGUUGACAUGCUCCAGUAUCCAGUGUCCAUGGGACUGCUUGCAAGUGAGCGACACUCGGUGUCAAGGAAUUGCUGGGACCAGGUCCAUGUCGCGAAGGUGCAGUUCAUUUCCGGUGUGCAUCCCAGACGGUUCAGCCCCGCGAAUAUCGUUUUUGGAGUACCAAUGGAGUGAACCUGUUCAGUGCUUGGAAUGAAGAAGACAUUCUUUACAAGCAAAAUUGGCCAUAAAUUAAUUUACCAACCAUAUGUCAUAGAGCAGUGUUCCCCAACCUUUUUGGGCUCAAAAGGACUGGCACAUUUUAAUAAAUUCCUCCAAGGACUGGCAUAUUUGCAUACAAUUUUCAAUGGACCAGCAAUGUCGUGUACAACUGUUGAUGACCAGCAGAAAAUGUUAAAAUACCAGCCAUACAGUCUUCAGAACAAAGCUUUUAUGGCAAAAAUUAGAUUAAGAACCUGUGAAGCAGCUAUCAUGUGGAAAUGUUUUUUAAAAAUAGGAUGUUGUGCUUGAAGAAAGGUUUCUCAGGUUGAAAACUGGAAGUAAUAUAUUUCAACACAGGAAAAUAUGUCUGAAUUGCCAUUAGGAGAAAAACCAAAAAUUUUGUUUGCAUCACGUAAUUUCAAUUCCCAUUGUCUCCAACAUUUUGGAUUGCAAUAACAGACUUCAUCACUACUUUUAAUGAAAUUAUUAUGUGGAAGAAAUUUUCCCGCGGACUGGCAAAAAACUUCUACAGACCAGCACCAGUCCACAUGGGAUGAGGAACACGGAUCACAUUUUAGGAGUAUUUUUUUUCCUUGAUGUCACACCGUUUCACGUGAAAUAUAUCACUGGAAAGGCGAUUGAAGGAUUUAAAA
Messenger RNA from Notodromas monacha, 1900 nucleotides. The record is from the annotation of a GenBank genome assembly. Lineage: Eukaryota; Metazoa; Arthropoda; Ostracoda; Podocopida; Cyprididae.